Messenger RNA from Colletes gigas, 2242 nucleotides. RefSeq lists its product as uncharacterized. The record is from RefSeq and is a predicted model, not a curated record. Lineage: Eukaryota; Metazoa; Arthropoda; Insecta; Hymenoptera; Colletidae. The transcript is spliced from 2 exons. Bases 962 to 1768 code for a protein of 268 amino acids.
ACCUUACAGCAAUAAGUGAAGAUUAUGAAAAAAUAUCAAACUAUAAUUUCGAAAAUUUCUUCUAGAAAUUAUCGAUAUAAUCUUGUUUUCGGGAUUUCUCGGGAACUUGUCUUUGCCGUUGUCACUUAUUUCUAAGAACAUUUGUUAAUGAAUAUAUUGUACGAUACGUGUUAAUCAGAGCAUAUAUCUAAUCGAACAAAUUUUAUUUCCUUCUGUUUAUCGUAAUUUUAUCGUUUUAUCAUCGAGACAUAUUUCCUGUUUGUGAAUUUUCGUUUAUAGAGUAAAUCACAGCAUAUAUAGUUUUAAUUCUUACCGUUAAUAGCGCUAGGGUGUCGUUCUGAAUCGAUAAUGUUGGAUUCGACACCAAAAUAGAAAGGGGUCUGUUGUCCUCCACCCUUUCACGCCAUGUGUCCCAUUCUUCCAUUGGAUGCUAGAUCUAUUCCAAACAUUGUGUGUGAUUCUAUGCUACAAGUAAGUGUGACGUCCUUUAGGUUUCGAAUGUGCAAUAUCAAUAAUUUUACUAAUUACAACGUCGUAGAAAAUAAUUCAGACUCUUUUACAAUAGUGGCGAAUACAAGGGGGGAUUUGAGUCCUCGAUGAGAAUCUCUCCAUCCUUGAUCAAAGACAUGUAUUGUUCUUAGUAGACCCAAAGCUUUAACAGUAUGACUCCAGAUGGUGCUGUCUGCACCGUGCAGAAGACUUCGGUGAUUUUAAAAGAACUGUUAGAGAUAGAAGCUAAGAAAAAAGUGUUUUGUUUGAUUUUCUACUUGACGGUGGAAAGGAUCGGUAAAAUUUAUUCAAGAAACUACUCUAGAUCCUAGAAUGGGAAUAUUCUAUAUAAUAUACGUAAUACUAAUGGACAACUGACCGUUAAUCAUUUAGUGAAGGUUAGGCGACGUUAUGGUUAGGUUAGGUUAGGUAGAUAGUAAACGAGUGACUGUGUAACAUCACAUGGUGAAAAAUGAAGAUAGCUGCAAUCAAAAGGGAACAUAACAACGUGACUAGAAUCCAGAGAAGUUUGGAAAAACUGAAAAAGCAGUUACAAAAAUACGCCUUAACGCAGAAUACCGAAACAACAAAGGAGGAAUUGAUAAGAAACCAGAAGAUCGAACAGUUGGCGAUGAAAGCGAAACUUCUAUUGAAGCAGUACGAAAAGAUUCAGGAUGAAAUAAAAUAUUAUGAGAAUAUGUAUGAAAAGGUGUUAAAGAAAAGAGUAAACCUUUUACAGAAGAAGAUUACAAGGGAUAAGUUAAGGCUGUCCACUAUGAAGCAAAGGUGUAAUGAGCUGAAAGUACAAAUAGGAAUCAAAUCGUAUAACAUGAGGAGAAAGAAGAAACGACAAUCGAUGAAUCGAAGCAUAGCUAGAGGGAUCAAGAGAACGAAAUCAAAAUUUACGACAGAAAAUAUGCAGGUUAAUGAGAAAAAACAAAAUAUUACAAAAAACAAGAAACUAGAUAAACCCAAGAUACUCUUCGUUAAUGGUAGUGAUGUACAACAUGCGUUUACUAAUUCAAUAAAUACGACGGAAUCCGAAAAUGUGAACUUUCCUGAAUGUAGAAUUAAGUUGGAAAGAAUAUCGGAAGCACAGACGAAGCAAUAUAUCGAACAAAAACGCAUAAAUCAACGUCGGGCAAAAAGGAAGCGGACAACACAGGGAAUCAUUACAAAACCUAGUAACAGUGAAUUAGUAACAAUUAAACAAAAUUGGCAAACCAAAAUUCCAACAUCAAUUUUACAAGACAUCGAAAGCGAGCUCAAUCCUGAGUGAAACAGAACUGCCAACAUGGCAAACAUUGUUUCACCAGACGCUUGCCGACUAUAGUUACUACAGAAUGUGCACAUUGGUAUUCAACAAUUUUACCCCGAUUUAGAAGAGACCAAACGAUGCGUGACUAUUUCCAAAUGUCACAGUGACAGUCGUAUUUUGUAAAAUUAUUUUUUCUCAUGUCAAUUUGUCAAAGAAUGUCAAGAAGCUGGCAAAUGUUUACGAAUAUAUUUGUAAUUCUCAUACUUGUACCUGUAUAUUGUUACGCGCGGAAGGAUGUUUAAAUAAACAUUGAAAAAUUUUUACUUUUGGAUUCAAUAUAUUUAAAUAAUUGCCGUACAUUGGUACUAAUGAUCGCCUCUACAAUAAGCUACAUAUUAAUGGUAUUAAACGAUAGGUAUUAAUAAAUUACUAAUCGACACUGUACAAUGUUAUUUCGCUGUGCUGGUGCGCAAAAUAAUUACAAAAGAAGGAAAA